GUUGAUAUUCGUUGUAAUUGAAUGAUCAAAUGUAUGCUUUUAAAAGUAUUAAAACCCCUCUUAUAGCUAAUGGUAAAAGUGUUCUAUUUCAAGUCGAUAAAAAUGUCCAAGCGCUUAUUUCAACUUUAUGCGAGAGCAAAAAUGCCACUGUAAUAUCGGAGACGCGGACACAUUUCCUCUACAAAUUUGUUAAGUGAUUUCUAAACACUUUAUUUAAUCGUUCACAGAGACAAUAAACACAUUUUUAUUGUUCGUUGAGCGGCAUGCAUACAGUCCGAUCAAUCGCUAACGACUAUAACGUCCUUUGGGAUUUCAAAUAAUAGACUACUAAACCCCAGCGACCUGUUGCCUUGGAUACAUGCAUAAAAGCCCUCUAUGUUUUUAAUCAAAACUUCAUUUGUUGGAAAAGAGAAAGCACGCAUUUCUAAGUGGUGAAAGGUAAGAAAACAUGGCUGAAAAUGCGACGGAGUCAAGCUACACCGAGUCACCAACUAAAGGGACUGAAAUGACCGACGAAGAGCUAAGACAUCUACGAGAAGACGAAACACCCGGUAUGGAGUCACCAACAAGAGCCAAAACACGCACAAGAUCUCAAAUUCUUGGAGAACUCCUGCGCGUUCGUAAAGAAAUGGAAGAAGGAAGACAAUCCAUCGCUAGUGCUCCUUCUGUGAGUAAAAAUCUCUCUGGUUUGGACCCGAGUCAAGGCAGUACACGUCUACCACCCAUCCCUAAAGUCAAAUACCCAAAGAUGAACAAAGACCCAAAGUAUAAACACUUCAACAUGACCUACGAUCACGUACAGCCAUUCAGAGCCGAUUUGAAGAAGAUACACGACGACAAAUAUAAACGAAAAAUGGAGGAAGACUACAAACGAACCGUGAACGACUGGAACCGAAUGAAUUUGAUUGAAAUUUACCAGCUCCCGCCCCAGUCCACCUUCAACGUCAAGAAAGCCAUUCAGACAUACUUAGGGAACUCUAAGGGUUCGAUAAAGGCUUUGAAUCCAUUGCUGAAACAGACUCCUAGAAGUUCUGUAAGCUCGGCUUCUACAAAGGCUUAGUUGACGCCCACUUAUCAAGGGAUUUGUACCAUCGUAUCACGUGAUUAAUGCCACGUAGUCACGUGAUCGAAACAUGAUCUGAAUGUGAAGAAAUGUUUUUUAUAAAAACAAGUCAUGUCGGGUGAAUAAGACACAAGAAAUAUUAUCUCUUUUAAAAUAUUCCAGAGAGAUUCUUAAAUUAGUUCUUGGCAUCUAUGAUCACGUGAUUAUAUGAUUUGCUUUAGACRUUCAUUAGUUGAUAUAGAAGUAUUGAUAGUGAGGGAGAAUGGAUAAAAGAUGAAAAGAGAUGAAAAAGAGAGAAGGGAAAAACAGGCAGAAAGAGUUGCAGUUCAGGGGCUACAAAGCCAGGGUUCUCUUAUACUAUAAUUUUUUUGGAUGCUAUAAUGCAAUCUCGAUUUUCUUGGAGAUCAGUAUAUAAAAUUAUAUGUAAACUCUUUAUCUAAGAGUCCAUGGUAGGCUGUCAGCAACAACACUAUUCAGAAAUUACAAGAAAUACAUAAUACGUUUAGUAGUUAACAGUGUGAAACAAAUAAAUUAUCAUAACAAUUAAAAAGUGUACUAUUCGUUCAUGGUUGAAGGAAACACAUCUCUAUACAUGUAUCUUUGCAGACAUUAGAGCACAUUCUCUGCUCAAGCCCAAUGUACUAGAGUGAUCGCACUUA
Exaiptasia diaphana is the source of this 1722-nucleotide messenger RNA. RefSeq lists its product as uncharacterized. The record is from RefSeq and is a predicted model, not a curated record. NCBI's taxonomy places the organism in Eukaryota, Metazoa, Cnidaria, Anthozoa, Actiniaria, Aiptasiidae.